Messenger RNA from Lentinula edodes (shiitake mushroom), 1329 nucleotides. RefSeq lists its product as uncharacterized. The coding region runs from base 1 to 1329 and encodes 442 amino acids. Lineage: Eukaryota; Fungi; Basidiomycota; Agaricomycetes; Agaricales; Omphalotaceae. The record is from RefSeq and is a predicted model, not a curated record. The transcript is spliced from 4 exons.
AUGCCAGACCCUACAUCCAACUCGAAACCUCAGCAGGGUGACCAAUCACCUGAGCCAACUCAGUCUAGAGCAGGAGCAUCAUCACGAAAGCGCCAGCGGUCACGAUCACCCUUGCAGCCUCAAUCCACAGGUCCAAGCAAAAGGUUCCAUAAAGCUCCUAAGGCCAGUCCAAAACCAACCGGGGAAGAAAAGAAGAAGAGCAAUAUGUAUCAUAUCAAGAGUGAGGAUAUUCCAGAAGAUGCACGGGGCCUUAAACGAGCAUUUGAGAUUCAUAUACGCAUACUGUGGAACUCUGUGUCAGAAAAUGCUGCUCCCAAGACCCCAAGUAACAUCGACAUUGCAAAUUUUAGGCAAAGAUUUUCUAAUCGCCAAGAAGUUGAUGAAGUACUGAAGAAGCCUAAAGUUUCCCUUUCCCAUGAAUCACUUGAAGCUGUAGAGUCUCUUCAAAGGACAUGCCAGAUUGAUCCUGGGACAAUUGCCAGUGCGAUUGCUCAAGUGGAUGACCAUAGCUUGCGAAUGACUUUCAGUGUCAUAAGCUUAUUUGGUGUCACUAAAUGGCGUCCUGAUGUGCUCGGUGCCUCACCCACAUCACUCUACAACCUUACCAUGGAGAGUAUUGCUAUUUCAAGCUUCGAGCUUGGAUUGCAAAGUCAUGGCUAUGUGUACUUCGAGCCAAAUUUGGAGUACAUUCAUAAUACAGCUUUUCUGCGCCAAAUCUACCGAAACUAUACUUUCAUUCAUUGUUCAUCUCAGCUCAUGAAGGCUCGCAUCAAGUACACUCAGGAUUCAGGCUUCAAUGAUCGGCUUAAGAGCCUGAUUGCAGAGCCUGAGUGUAACUCUGAAGAUGAAGAUGCUGAUGAUGGAUCGCUUCAUAUCUUGGUGAAGAAUCUCCGCAGUGAAAAUGCAACACAUUUCAUCAAGCAUGACAUUGACAAAGGUAUCCGUACAGUAGCUGAUUUAACUGGAUCAAAUCGUCACUCAUAUAGGAAGAAACCUCGAAAGUUGCAUCCGUCGAACAAGAAGUCAAUCUUCAGGAAGCUUCCCAAAUAUUGUGCUCUUGACUGGUUUAUUCCGGAGCAAUUCAACUCUCUUCCUCCGCAAAUUAGGAAGCGAUAUGUCAAUGCAAAGAUUGCCUUACCAUCCCUUGAUAAGCGAAAGAAGUUGAAGGUGGCAGACUGGGCUUUUCUAUCGGAGGAGGACUUUAUGAAGAAGUAUGGGAAUGAGGUUCAGAAACUCUACAAGUUUCCAACUGAGGAGGAGCUCAAUGCAAUGGAUCCAGAUGAUUCGGGAAGCGAUGAUGCUAGUGCUAUGGAUGAGGACGAGGAGUGA